UCCGUGGUGCUAUGUUGAGAUGAUCAGCGAAGGCGACAACUCGCAUUAAUAUAUAUAUGUGAGAGGAUUGUGAUUAGGUUGUCUGUCUCAAGAAUUGGUGACAAUACAAUACAAUACAAGAGUUGGAGGUUGAAAAUAAUGGGAUUUGCAGUAGCAGAGCAAGGAUGGAGGAAAGGGCCGUGGACGCCUGAAGAGGAUAAGCUGCUUGUGGAGUAUGUUAGCAGCUAUGGAGAGGGGAGAUGGAGCUGUGUCUCUAAGUGUGCAGGUUUGAACAGGAGUGGGAAGAGCUGCAGGCUGAGAUGGGUUAAUUAUUUGAGGCCUGGGCUUAAGAAGGGCCAUAUUACUCCACAAGAGGAAGGGAUCAUCAUUGAACUCCAUGCCCUUUGGGGAAAUAAAUGGUCAACUAUAGCAAGGUAUUUGCCGGGGAGGACGGACAACGAGAUAAAGAACUACUGGAGGACGCAUUUCAAGAAGAGGAAGUCGUCGUCGUCGUUGUCAUGGCGUGAUGAGAUGAAUGGGAAAUGCAAAAAGGAAGCAAGAAUUGAUGAUAAGAUUGGUAAUGAGGAAGCAAGCGAGAUGAGAGAAGGGAAGAAAGAGAGAGUGAUGGAGAGUGAUGGAUUAAUGUCGGGAACGGCUCAUGAUAAUAACAAUAAUAGCAGGUGGAGUUGGUCUGAUUUUGACAACUGCUUGAAUGUUGGUGGAUUAUGGGAUAUGGAUGAGCAGAGUGGAUGCAGUAAGACGGCCAUUCAUAAUCAGGCUGGUGGCUAUUCGCGCGGCGGCGGCGGUGGCGGAGGCGAUGCUAUGGAUUAUAUCAGUGGAGGAGGAUACAUAUUUUGAGAUAGAAUCAAAUGGUGAUAUUGUAAUUUUGCUAUUUCUUGUUUAGUGGACUAGUUUGGUUGUGGGAUUGAUACUCAACUCAAU
Salvia splendens (bonfire salvia) is the source of this 921-nucleotide messenger RNA. Its product is annotated as MYB-like transcription factor EOBII. NCBI's taxonomy places the organism in Eukaryota, Viridiplantae, Streptophyta, Magnoliopsida, Lamiales, Lamiaceae. The coding region runs from base 139 to 837 and encodes 232 amino acids. Gene Ontology annotation, molecular function: sequence-specific DNA binding; DNA-binding transcription factor activity. The transcript is spliced from 3 exons. Gene Ontology annotation, cellular component: nucleus. The record is from RefSeq and is a predicted model, not a curated record. Gene Ontology annotation, biological process: regulation of DNA-templated transcription.